AUGGUCGAUCUCGUCUGGAUCAUCUACCUUACUUCGGAGGAAGAAUCUUUCUUCUACAAUCUACUGAAUUCAGGUGGUACAGGGGGUUUAUCGGGUCCCGACAGAAGGAUGCGUUCAGCUCCUAUUGCUCGUCGAGACUCUGUAUCUGGCUUUGGUAACGGCGGUGGUGAGAUGGGUAUAGGAGGUGGAAUGAACAACAUGUCCAGAGGGAUUUCCUCACACAGCAUCGGAGGACGUGGAGGUGGUAUAGGUGGAGGUUAUCCUGUCGGAGGUGGAAGUGGUGGAUAUGCUCCAGCUGCUACGGAAGGUACUCCUCAAAAAGCAUCUUCGGCGAGGAACGACUAUGCUAGUCCAGGAGGUGAAGAACCGGAAUAUAAACAUCGUGCCAAAGCAAUGUACGCUUACUCAGCUUCUCCCGAUGAUCCCAACGAGGUAUCUUUCGCCAAAGGGGACAUCUUGGAGGUGCUGGAUAAUACGGGUAAAUGGUUCCAAGUGAGAACACCAGCAGGUGCUACAGGUAUCGCUCCUUCCAAUUAUCUCACCUUGCUCUAA
This is a messenger RNA of Kwoniella botswanensis, 552 nucleotides long. RefSeq lists its product as uncharacterized. The record is from RefSeq and is a predicted model, not a curated record. Lineage: Eukaryota; Fungi; Basidiomycota; Tremellomycetes; Tremellales; Cryptococcaceae. Gene Ontology annotation, molecular function: protein binding. Gene Ontology annotation, biological process: regulation of actin filament polymerization. The transcript has 4 exons. The coding region runs from base 1 to 552 and encodes 183 amino acids.